UUGCCCGCUCAACAUUUGUCUGCCAACAGGAAGCCCUUUCUUGCCCCCGUCCGAAGCUCUCUGGGGCCAGCUGCGGCCGUGAAGGUGCAGGGCAUUCAGGCAGGCCAGCCGGAUGAGUGGGGAGUGGGGGCACCGGGGCCAGACCCUGAUCUGGGUUGUUUGGGUCCUUACAGCUGCCACCAAGGGGCCAGCCGCGGACGCACCAGUGAGGAGCACCAGGCUGGGGUGGGUCCGGGGGAAGCAAGCCACUGUGCUGGGAAGCACCAUGCCUGUGAACGUGUUCCUCGGGAUCCCCUAUGCUGUGCCCCCUGUAGGACCCCUGCGAUUUAAGAAACCAAAGCCUGCCUUGCCCUGGAAUGACUUCCGAGAUGCCACGUCCUACCCUAAAUUGUGCCUCCAGAACUCAGAGUGGCUGCUCUCAGAUCAACACUUUCUCAAGGUGCAUUACCCCAAAUUGGAAGUGUCUGAAGACUGCUUGUACCUUAACAUCUAUGCGCCGGCCCAUGCGAACAAGGGCUCCAAGCUCCCUGUCAUGGUGUGGCUCCCUGGGGGCGCCUUCGAGACUGGCUCAGCCUCCAUCUUUGACGGGUCCGCCCUGGCUGCCUACGAGGACGUGCUGAUUGUGACGACCCAGUACCGACUAGGAAUAUUGGGUUUCUUCAACACAGGGGACCAGCAUGCUCCAGGGAACUGGGCCUUCCUGGACCAGAUGGCUGCCUUAACCUGGGUCCAGGAGAACAUCGAGUUCUUCGGUGGGGACCCACGCUCUGUGACCCUCUUUGGCGAGUCAGCGGGAGCCAUAAGUGUUUCCAGCCUUAUUCUGUCCCCCAUGGCCAAUGGCUUAUUCCACAGAGCCAUCAUGGAGAGUGGGGUGGCCAUCAUCCCUUUCCUGAGGGCCCCCGAUGAUGAGAGGAAUGAAGAUUUGCAGGUGGUCGCACGCAUCUGUGGCUCCAACGCGAUGGACUCGGAGGCCUUGCUGCACUGCCUGAGGGCAAAAUCCCCCGCGGAGCUGCUGGACAUCAACAAGAAAACCAAGUCUUUCACUCGAGUGGUUGAUGGUUUUUUCUUUCCUGAUGAGCCUCUAAACCUACUGACUGAAAAAACAUUUAAUCCAAUUCCUUCUGUCAUCGGAGUCAAUAACCACGAGUGUGGCUUCCUGCUGCCCAAGAAGGAAUUUCCCGAGAUCCUCGGGGGCUCCAACAAGUCUCUCGCCCUGCACUUGCUACACACAGUCCUGCGCAUCCCCAACCAGUAUUUAUAUCUUGUGGCUGAUCAGUACUUCUCCAACAAGCACUCCCCGGCUGAGAUACGAGAUAGUUUUCUGGACUUGCUUGGAGAUGUGUUCUUUGUGGUCCCUGGGCUGGUCACAGCUCGAUAUCACAGAGAUGCUGGCGCACCUGUCUACUUCUACGAGUUUCAACACGGGCCCCAGUGCUUAAAGGACAGAAGGCCGGCUUUUGUCAAAGCUGAUCACUCUGAUGAAAUCCGCUUCGUCUUUGGAGGUGCCUUCCUCAAAGGCGACGUCGUCAUGUUCGAAGGAGCCACGGAGAAGGAGAAAUUGCUGAGCAGGAAGAUGAUGAGGUACUGGGCCAACUUUGCGCGGACCGGGGACCCUAACGGAGAAGGCCUGCCCCUGUGGCCAGCCUACAGCCAGAGCGAGCAGUACCUGAAGCUGGACUUGAAUGUGAGCGUGGGACAGAAACUGAAGGAACGGGAGGUGGAGUUUUGGUCAGAUACCCUCCCUCUGAUCAUGUCCCCUUCCACAGCCCUCCCGGGUCCUCCUCCCCCAUUACUCUCCCUUUCUCUGCUCCUACCUUUCUUCUCUGCUCCCUGAGGAAUUGUAUGUGAUUUUGAUUUUCCUUCUGCAGUUUCCCCCACGAUCAUUAGCUCCAUUUUUGUGUUUAGCUACUUUGUGAAAUCAGCUGCUUUUACUGAUGUUUUAUGGAUGUGGGGAUGAUCCCUGGCGGACUUCUUUUCGGUAUCAAACAAAGCUGCUUGCCUUGGAACACUA
Molecule: messenger RNA, 2011 nt
Organism: Neogale vison (American mink)
Lineage: Eukaryota; Metazoa; Chordata; Mammalia; Carnivora; Mustelidae
Gene: CES5A
Product: carboxylesterase 5A
Exons: 13
Coding region: 113-1834 (573 amino acids)
Source: RefSeq, a predicted model, not a curated record